AUGAACAUUUUUGAGAAAGAGUUUGCUCAUCAUCCCAGAAGAGACGUCUGCCCAAGGAGUAUUAUACGUGUGAAACCACUAGACGAAGAAACUGAAUCGACGGAAGAAACCGAUGAAAGAAAGAAUACCGGAAAGAAGUAUCGGGGACCGGAAUCGGCAUUGUACACAGCGAUUUACCCUUCAGUUUGCAUAACCAGAGUAUUUGGUUUGGCGCCGUACGAUUUCACAGACGAUCAAAUGGUACCCUCGAACAUCUGCCUCGUAUUUUCCUUCGCCUUCAUGACUAUUUACUGUUACAUCAUGUAUAUCGUGUACUUGAGAUUCACCACUCUUAAAAGAGAGAAACCUGUUUUCGGUGUUGUGGAAACUACAAAGGUAAUUGUGAAUUACAUGGUGGCUAUGUACGAGCUUAUUUCAACGAUAAUUACUAGAAAAGCGUUCAUCCGAAUCUGGAACAAUCUGCAAAAUUUCGAUGAAAAGCUCAGUCAGCUCGGCUACCCGCGCGACGAGACGAAAACCGAGAUCGUAUGUUGGGCUUUUUUGAUCGGUCAAACCAUUGUUUGGACCAUCGUGAAUCAGAGUGGUAUGUACGCGUUCACGGAGACCUGGUUGUUCAACAUUAGCUACAUGUGUAUAUACGUCGGUACCGCGGUGUCCGUCUACAAAUUCUUCGGAAUGGUGACUUUUAUUGGGCAACGAUUCUGUCAGCUGAAUCGGAUAGCCAGAGAAAAUUUACCGCCUAGAGUUGGAUACAAGAGCAGCACCGUUAGUAGAAAGACCGUCCAAGAUCUUCAUGGCGAGUUGAUGACAUUCGGCGAGGCAUUGGAUUCUCUCUACACUUGGCCACUAUUAUUCUGGCUUAUUAAUUUAAGCGUGCACAGCGUAAGUAAUCUCUACUUCUUCAUCGACUGGUUGAUCCUGACUCCUUGGACCGAUACAACCUGGCUUCUAUUAUCCAACGUCUGGUCUUGGUUGAUCGCAUUCAUAAUACAGCUUUUGGCUGUGCAUAUUAGCUGCGAUUACGCGACAACAGAGGCUAACAGUAUGGGUGCGAUCCUAGUCGAAUGGGACUCGAGAAUAAUUAGAAGAUUUCCAUACGACGACACGGUUCGUUCUUCGUUACACUUUUUGAACAGACGUCUUCGUUUCUCUGCGGGCGGUCUUUUCGACGUGAAUUUGUCGCUCCUGUGCUCGAUUGUUGGGGUGCUGUCGUCGUAUCUGAUAAUCCUUCUACAGUUCCCGGCUUAAACGUCGAAACGCCAAAU
Osmia bicornis bicornis is the source of this 1265-nucleotide messenger RNA. Its product is annotated as putative gustatory receptor 28a. Gene Ontology annotation, biological process: sensory perception of taste. Gene Ontology annotation, cellular component: membrane; axon; neuronal cell body. The record is from RefSeq and is a predicted model, not a curated record. The coding region runs from base 1 to 1248 and encodes 415 amino acids. The transcript has 6 exons. NCBI's taxonomy places the organism in Eukaryota, Metazoa, Arthropoda, Insecta, Hymenoptera, Megachilidae.